AUGACCGAAAGAAAAACACAUUUUAACGUGAGCAUCAAAGUGAAGGAUGAAGUUAUCGAGAGAAGCAGCAGUUCAAAAAGUAUUAAUAAAGAAAAACAUUUAAUUCAAAAUGAAGUAUUGGAUCUAGAAAGUCCUGAUGAAAAAUCAAAUUUUCCUCUCAGAGAUAAAUGGGGGAGUUCAACAGAAUUUGUACUUUCAUGUAUAGGAUGGUCUGUAGGAUUUGGAAAUGUAUGGAGAUUUCCAUAUUUAGCUUAUAAAAAUGGUGGAGGAGCAUUUCUCUUUCCAUACUUCAUACUUUUAAUUUUAAUUGGAAAACCAAUGUAUUUUAUGGAAGUGGCACUUGGUCAGUUUUGUAGUCUUGGACCGUUUUCAGUUUGGAGAUGCUUUCCUUUAGGAAAAGGAGUAGGAGUAGCUAUGAUUGUUGUCUCCUUUAUUCAGUCUAUAAGUUAUAAUGUUUUGAUGGCUUAUACAUUAUUUUUUUUGGCUCAAUCUUUUCAAGCUGUAAUUCCUUGGAGUAAUUGUUAUGAAUGGUGGGGAGCUGAUAGUUCUUGUUAUGUACGGAAUAUACAUCAGGUCAAAUGUGCAAAUAUGAGAGAUACAGUAAUGCUUUGUAAUGUUAAUAAAACUACAAUGAUGAAUGUUUCUAAUAUGAUUAAUUGUACAAAUGCCACACAAACUGCAUCUGAACAAUUUUGGGAACGUUAUGUUUUGCAACUUAGUUCAAGUAUAGAUGAAAUAGGUUCUAUUAAAUGGGACUUGGCACUUUCCUUAUUUAUUGCUUGGCUAAUUGUAUUUCUCUGUUUGAUAAAAGGUGUGAAAAGCUCAGGCAAGGUCAUUUAUUUUACUGCAACAUCACCCUAUAUUAUUUUAAUCUCUCUAUUUAUUUAUGGAGCAACAUUAGAUGGAGCAUCAGAUGGAAUAUAUUUUUUGUUUGUUCCUAAAUGGGAAAGGCUUACAGAUUUAAAGAUAUGGUUGGCUGCAGCAGAACAAUUAUUUUAUUCUUUGGGUCUAUCUUGGGGAAGUCUCAUAAUGUUUGGUAGUUAUAAUCAUUUUCACAAUAAAAUACACAAACAAGCCUUAUUAGUAAGUUCCUUGGAUUUUAUCACAAGUUUGUUAGCUAGUUUAGUAAUAUUUUGUGUUCUUGGAAUGUUAGCUAAAGAAACUGGACUUUGUAUAGAUGAAGUUGUUAAAGCAGUUAAAACAGGAGUAGGAGUAGCUAUGAUUGUUGUCUCCUUUAUUCAGUCUAUAAGUUAUAAUGUUUUGAUGGCUUAUACAUUAUUUUUUUUGGCUCAAUCUUUUCAAGCUGUAAUUCCUUGGAGUAAUUGUUAUGAAUGGUGGGGAGCUGAUAGUUCUUGUUAUGUACGGAAUAUACAUCAGGUCAAAUGUGCAAAUAUGAGAGAUACAGUAAUGCUUUGUAAUGUUAAUAAAACUACAAUGAUGAAUGUUUCUAAUAUGAUUAAUUGUACAAAUGCCACACAAACUGCAUCUGAACAAUUUUGGGAACGUUAUGUUUUGCAACUUAGUUCAAGUAUAGAUGAAAUAGGUUCUAUUAAAUGGGACUUGGCACUUUCCUUAUUUAUUGCUUGGCUAAUUGUAUUUCUCUGUUUGAUAAAAGGUGUGAAAAGCUCAGGCAAGGUCAUUUAUUUUACUGCAACAUCACCCUAUAUUAUUUUAAUCUCUCUAUUUAUUUAUGGAGCAACAUUAGAUGGAGCAUCAGAUGGAAUAUAUUUUUUGUUUGUUCCUAAAUGGGAAAGGCUUACAGAUUUAAAGAUAUGGUUGGCUGCAGCAGAACAAUUAUUUUAUUCUUUGGGUCUAUCUUGGGGAAGUCUCAUAAUGUUUGGUAGUUAUAAUCAUUUUCACAAUAAAAUACACAAACAAGCCUUAUUAGUAAGUUCCUUGGAUUUUAUCACAAGUUUGUUAGCUAGUUUAGUAAUAUUUUGUGUUCUUGGAAUGUUAGCUAAAGAAACUGGACUUUGUAUAGAUGAAGUUGUUAAAGCAGACCAAGGAUUGGCAUUUGUUGUAUAUCCAGAAGCAUUAGCAACAUUGUGGCUUCCCCAGUUAUGGACAUUUUUAUUUUUCAUGAUGAUGCUGCUUCUUGGUAUAGACAGUGAAUUUGCAUUAUUGGAGACUUUAACAACAGUCAUUUAUGAUGAAUUUCCAAAAUUACGGAAAUAUAAAAUAGAAAUAUUAUUAUUUCUUUGUAGUCUUUGUUUCCUCUUAGGACUACCUUGUGUUACACAGGGUGGUGCUUACAUAUUUAAUAUCAUGCAUACUUAUGGAGCAGGAUUUCCCCUUUUAUUUAUAGCAAUUUGUGAACUACUUUCUAUUAUGUGGGGAUAUGGAAUGAAUCGUUUAUGCUGUGAUUUCGAAAUGAUGUUAGGGAUAAAAAUUAAUUAUUAUUUUAAAGCUAAUUGGCUUGUUAUUUCACCAGUGAUAUUAUCAAUUAUAUUUAUUUAUGGUAUUUCUACGCAUGAAAGAUUAGCUUACAAUGAUCAAAAUAAUCCUGACUGGGCUGAAACUGUUGGUUGGAUUUUAGCAUUAUCAUCCAUGAUUCAGAUACCUUUAUGGGCAGUCAUAACUCUUAUUAAAUAUAGAAAUAACCUUCAUCAAGCCAUAUAUCCAACAUCAGACUGGGGACCUGAAGAUGUAGUCAUUAAAAAUGAAUGGUUGAAAAUGGUAAAUGAAAUGAAAGUUAAAUAUCUACAUAAAAUUGUACAAGACACUACCGAAAGUCAAUUGUAAAUAACGUAUUUAAAUAAAGGACAGUUUUUAUUUGUGUGUUAUUAAUUAAAUAAUAUUACUCUUGCACUUAUUAAAUUUGCUGGAGUUUGUGGCAUUAACUAAGUACUGUACACCAAUCAAAACCUUGACAAUCCAGUAAAUAAUUCUAAUUCUUUUUGCCUCUGACCUUACCAGUGGCUUGCAGUCCAUGGAAGCUGUGGAAAUGCCGCUUUUC
Messenger RNA from Centruroides sculpturatus (bark scorpion), 2956 nucleotides. RefSeq names its product sodium-dependent proline transporter-like. Gene Ontology annotation, molecular function: glycine transmembrane transporter activity. The coding region runs from base 1 to 2742 and encodes 913 amino acids. Gene Ontology annotation, biological process: sodium ion transmembrane transport. The record is from RefSeq and is a predicted model, not a curated record. The transcript is spliced from 23 exons. Gene Ontology annotation, cellular component: membrane. NCBI's taxonomy places the organism in Eukaryota, Metazoa, Arthropoda, Arachnida, Scorpiones, Buthidae.